UACCGUUUUUAAGAGGGGGAAACCUUGAAUUUUGAAGCAGCUCAUUUACCCGGACCCCAUCUUUUGGGGCGUUUUUAUGAAAAAAAAGUCUGACUCCCCAUAAAUGGGAACCUAGAUCCGCCCCUGAUUGAACUCUCAUGUUUAUAUUUUAUGUCAAGCGUUGACAACGACUACAGGAGUAGCCGAAAUAUUCGCAUCAGUAAAUGUUAGUGUUUCAGAGUCAACAUCUUACGUAUUUGAUUUUCAUUACUGUUACGCUAUAUUAUUAUUAUUAUUAUUAUUAAAUUGUUCACGUCGUUUUGUCAAAGAUGAAUGUCCCCAUUCAUGGUCGGAGUACGAAGACAGAUGCUACAUGGUGAUACUUGAAGCAAUGACAUGGGAUAAUGGUCAGGUACAUUGUGAAUCUAUGCAAGCUCAUCUAGUGACCAUUACGUCGGUUGAUGAAGAAGAAUUUGUUCGUGACUUAUUUUCAGGAUGCAUUUUCUCAUUCUGGAUUGGUUACAAUGACAAAAUCAUGGAAGGCAAUUGGGAAUGGGUCACUGGUGAACCUAAAGUAUUUGAAGAUUGGAUAGGUGGUGAACCGAGCAAUCAAGAGGAGGACUGUGCAUUUUUAUUUGCUUACUGCACCUUUUCUGGUAUGGCUGAUCAUUGGGACGAUCAGCAAUGUGAUAGACCUAUGGCAACAGUAUGUGAAAAAGGUACUACGUCAUUAACGACACAGAGUGCAACCAGUAAACAGAUUACUACUGCAUUAACGACACAGUUUUCAACAUUGGACACCACAACAAGUGCAACAAGUAAGCAAAUAACUACAGCAUUAACGACACAGUUUUCAACAUUGGACACCACAAAAAGUGCAACCAGUAAACAAAGUACUACAGCAGCAUUAACGACACAGUUUUCAACAUUGGACACCACAACAAGUACAACAAGUAAGCCAAUAACUACAGCAUUAACGACACAGUUUUCAACAUUGGACACCACAAAAAGUGCAACCAGUAAACAAAGUACUACAGCAGCAUUAACGACACAGUUUUCAACAUUGGACACCACAACAAGUACAACAAGUAAGCAAAUUACUACAGCAUUAACGACACAGUUUUCCACCUUGGAUAACACAAUAAGUGCAACCAGUAAACAGAAGUUGCUGCAAUUUUUUGGUAUACAAGUGCUUGGUAAAGCAGGGGUCAAAAGUUGCUUACCUCCAAACCAUUUGCAAGAUUUGAGUCUAGAUGUUAUAAAUACCAGAAGCAUAUUUAUGUGUUGCAAACUGUGCAUGUCACAAAGGCAGUGUAACGCUAUUCAGAUUCAGUAUCAGUCAAAAUACUUAUUGAAUUGUUACAUUCUUAUACAUGCUGGAGAUUCUGAGCAGUAUCAACAACAUCAUUUGCCAUGUGCUGUGUUCAAUUUAAAACAAAUUUAAAGUUUCCAAUAAACAUGGAGACAGAAAAUUACUCAUGCCAAACUAGGCUAAAUUAAAGGAUUAAAGUUGUUAUAAUAGUAACUAAGUCAGUGGUGACAUCAUAAUUUUCAUUUGCAAGGGGAAGGCACCAAUUUGAUAUAUUGCCUGCUGUUUUGUGCGUCCGUCUUGUUGGUUGUUUUACAUUGUGAUGAAUAUUUCCGUUGCUAGGCCAGAGCUUUGAAUGCACACAGCGAACCCAACAAAUCAGUGGGUGAGUUUUAACAUACAAGGAAUUUGUACAUUGUAAAUUGUAAAUAUGUAUACCAUUAUGUACACUGAUAUAAUAUAGGCAUGUUUACUAAUAUACAUCCACAUGAAUGCUGUUUGAUGUAAAUAACAAUUUUAUUCAAACAUCGCUAUGGAAUUUAUAUAUUUGAUUAACAUUGCAAAUGGCAUUAUAACUGUUAUGAUAUAAGUAUGUUCAUAUAUAUGUGCAUACUAUUUAAUAUGACAAGAAAGGGUACUUCUCUUCUGCUUUCAAUACUAUUCUUCCACAUUUAUUCCUCAGUAAACUAUCCACUUUUGGUGUAUCAUGCUGGAUUGGUGAAUUCUUUACAAAUAGGCAAUUACUACCCAUACCAGAUCCAGAAUGACAAAAUAAAGGGGGCCCAGAGAGGGAGUUUCCCACCUCAGCCCCACAUGGUAGGGGCUGAAGUAAGAACAUUUAUGACUAUUACACCUAGGUGGCUGGAACUGGCACACUCAGACCUACAUUUGAUUAUAAUUUUCCAUUUUUUCCUUUUUUUUAAAAAACAAUUUAGGGGGCCCGGGCCGCCUCCCGUUGAAUUCACCAAUACAAGUACAUACAAAGACUUUUGUAUUAAAUUAUUAUGCGGAUGAUACCGUUAUUACUGGACACAUCGCACCGCAGUCAAUUUUGAUUCAUGGUGUACUGAAAAUCACUUGCUUCUUAAAUGCUGCUAACCUAAAGAAAUGGUUUUUAAUUUCAGAAAGGGAGUCUAUUCUACCAGCAUUAACUAAAGCAAUUUAGAGUCAGUGAAAAAAUGUUAGUGUUAUUUUUCACUGGUUGUUAUCUUAUGUAUAAAUUUUGGUGUUAUCUUAAGUGUUUUAAUGUAUAAUUGUAUUGUCUGGUUCAGCAGUUUGACAGAACAAAAGAAAAGUAAAAUCAGGAAAUCCAUAGAUCAUGCAGGUUUUGUUAUGGGACCAGUGAUGCUAAUGUAAUGUGCAUUGAAAAUGCUGGAUAAAAUUGUAAAAGACAUAAACUGUACACUGUAACAUAAUUACUCAGCAGGUGUGUAAGGCUUAAGCCAAUAUCAUGUCAUAAUGCUACAGAGAAUCAUUUCUACCAAAUGUAAUCCAUAUAUUUUAUACCAUAUUAAAUAGGCAACUAUUCA
Messenger RNA from Anneissia japonica, 2817 nucleotides. RefSeq names its product cell wall integrity and stress response component 4-like. The record is from RefSeq and is a predicted model, not a curated record. Lineage: Eukaryota; Metazoa; Echinodermata; Crinoidea; Comatulida; Comatulidae. Gene Ontology annotation, molecular function: signaling receptor activity. Bases 353 to 1423 code for a protein of 356 amino acids. The transcript is spliced from 10 exons.